Mastomys coucha (southern multimammate mouse) is the source of this 534-nucleotide messenger RNA. Its product is annotated as inactive 2'-5'-oligoadenylate synthase 1D-like. The record is from RefSeq and is a predicted model, not a curated record. Gene Ontology annotation, cellular component: cytosol; membrane; nucleoplasm. Gene Ontology annotation, biological process: regulation of ribonuclease activity; negative regulation of viral genome replication; defense response to virus. Gene Ontology annotation, molecular function: double-stranded RNA binding; nucleotidyltransferase activity. Bases 1 to 534 code for a protein of 177 amino acids. NCBI's taxonomy places the organism in Eukaryota, Metazoa, Chordata, Mammalia, Rodentia, Muridae. The transcript is spliced from 4 exons.
AUGGGUGUGCAUCUGAGAACCCACAGAACUUUCAUAGAGGAUCACCUCCUUCCUGACACCACAUUUCUUACUGAGGUCAGAGCAGACAUGGACUUCAUAAGUGCUUUCUUGAUGGAGAGAUGCUUCCAAGGUGCCGCCCACACUGUGAGGGUCUCCAGGGUUGUGAUGGGCGGCUCCUACAAUGAAUAUACCGUGCUCAAGGGCAGGUCAGAGGCAAACCUGGUGGUAUUCCUUAAAAAUCUCAGCAGCUUUGAGGAUCAGUUAAAGUGGCAGCAAGUGUUUAUUGAGGAAAUUCAGAAACACCUGUGGCAGUUGCAGCAAGAGAAGCAAUUUAAACUGAAGUUUGAGGUCCAGAGCUCAGAGCAGCCCAACUCCAGGUCUCUGAGCUUCAAGCUGAGCUCCCCUGAGCGCCAGCAGGAGGUGGAAUUUGAUGUACAGCCAGCCUAUGAUGCCCUGUGUAAAUCUACUAAUGAAGAUGGGCCUGCCUGUGGAGUCAUAGUACCCUCUAUGGGCAUCGUCAUAAAGGUGUCCUGA